Molecule: messenger RNA, 3699 nt
Organism: Pipistrellus kuhlii (Kuhl's pipistrelle)
Lineage: Eukaryota; Metazoa; Chordata; Mammalia; Chiroptera; Vespertilionidae
Gene: PKNOX1
Product: PBX/knotted 1 homeobox 1
Exons: 13
Coding region: 1481-2938 (485 amino acids)
Biological process (GO): regulation of transcription by RNA polymerase II; angiogenesis
Molecular function (GO): RNA polymerase II cis-regulatory region sequence-specific DNA binding; DNA-binding transcription factor activity, RNA polymerase II-specific
Source: RefSeq, a predicted model, not a curated record
AGGGCAUCAGCAGUAAGUGUCCAGAGAAGAUAGAAGCUGCUUCACACUUACGACCCAGCCCAGGAGUCACACACUAUUGCUUCCACUGCAUUCUCGAGGUUCCAACUGAGUCUCUAAGGUCAGCCUUAAAAGUGUCUCAUGUAGAUCUUAAAUAUGAGAAGAUAUUUCUUCCCUCAUUUUCCCUUUCCUACUCUCACAGCCCCGUUGUGAUAAUGACAGGACAAAGUGAAGAUUAAACAGAACACAUUUUCUGUACAUUUCUGUAUUAACAUGGACUAUAUAUGUAGCUAGCACUGUGACAUAGAGCUUUGAGACAGUGUUCUUCCAAAGCUCGAGAGAUUUUAUCUUGUAAGUGCUUCUGUUUUAUCCAGUCCAGGCCACCCAGAGUCAGCGUGCCCAUGUUUAAACAGGAGAACACACGACUGACCACAGGUACAGUGUGUUUGAAAAACAGCACCAAAACCCGUUUCACAAGCACUCUGUAGGAAUUGAUUAAGAGAGAUUUUUAUAAAAGAAUCAAAUUCUAAAGUUUCCUGCAUUUUUGGGGCAAUUUUUCUUCAAGCCCUGGCAAAUCUAGUAUCUUAUUUCUUCUGUCCCAAUGGCCUGUUUAUCUAUUGUGUUGUUAUAUACUUUUAUGUUAUUUCUGUAGUCUUGAAGGAUACUUUAAAAUUUGCUAUUUCUUAAAUCUUUUAAGGGUAAUUUAACUAUUCAUGGAUCUUGAUUCCACCAUAUACAUUUUAGGAUAGGUUUUUUUUGUUUGUUUGUUUCUAAACAAUAGGAAUUUUUAUUGGAAUUACAGCUGUAAGAUUUAUAGAUAACUACAUGUACCAAGAAAAACCAGUAGACUCUCCAUAAACUAAAGGCCCUAGUGAAGCUGACGGGUACAAAGUUAGUCCGUACAGAUUAGGGGACACUGGAUCCAGCAGUCUUCCACAAAGUACAAUGACAGUGGGAGAUUUUUGGCAGCAGCAGGAAAAACGAACAAUGUUUAGGAAUUGAACCAUGAGCACAGGAGACCUCUGUAGGAGAGGACCCAGGCUCUGGACUAGGGGGACUGGACACCAUAGAGGUGUCUCCUGCCCACAUUAACCUAUCAGGACUUUUUCGGCAUUGGUAUAAAGGUGUUUCUGGUUUUGUCUGCUGCUCAUCCCAAGCACUUACAACACAGCCCACAUGGAGACCUGCAGUAAAUCUUUGUGGACUGGAUGACGGGCACAAAGCUAACAAGUCGUGGGCCCUGCCUUUCAGUUGGCAGGCUACUGUGAGACUUUAUGCUGCUCCUGGAUCUAACCACCGCGCUGAUGACUGAUGGUGGGUGACUGUAGUCGAUUUCACUGUUUCUCUGUGGAUGACAUGCCAUAGAACCUGUUCCUCACCAUCUGCUCUUUACUGGGACAUGCAGCUCUGCUCUGCAAGUUGCUCAGAUACCACUUGCUUUUGACUCAAGAUGAUUUGAUGUCUUAUAAUAAAGUUAUUAACCAUGAUGGCUACACAGACAUUAAGCAUAGACAGUUAUCAAGAUGGGCAACAAAUACAAGUAGUAACAGAGUUAAAAACGGAGCAAGAUCCCAACUGCUCUGAACCUGAUGUGGAAGGAGUGAGCCCUCCCCCUGUGGGGUCCCAGACACCGAUGGAUGCAGACAAGCAGGCCAUUUAUAGGCACCCACUCUUUCCUUUAUUGGCUUUGUUGUUUGAGAAAUGCGAGCAGUCCACACAGGGCUCAGAAGGCACAACUUCCGCCAGUUUUGACGUGGACAUUGAACAUUUUGUAAGGAAGCAAGAGAAGGAAGGAAAACCCUUCUUUUGUGAAGACCCAGAAACUGACAAUUUAAUGGUCAAAGCAAUCCAGGUUUUGCGCAUUCAUCUUCUUGAGCUGGAAAAGGUUAAUGAACUCUGCAAAGAUUUCUGCAGCCGAUAUAUUGCUUGUCUGAAAACGAAAAUGAACAGUGAAACUCUCUUAAGUGGAGAGCCUGGAAGCCCGUACUCCCCGGCCCAGUCCCAGCAGAUUCAAAGUGCCAUCACAGGCACACUCAGCCCCCAAGGAAUUGUGGUGCCUGCAUCCGCGCUGCAACAGGGGAAUGUAACUAUGGCAACAGUGGCAGGUGGCACAGUUUAUCAGCCUGUUACAGUUGUCACUCCUCAAGGCCAAGUAGUGACACAGGCGUUGUCACCUGGGACAAUCAGGAUCCAGAACUCCCAGCUUCAGUUACAGUUAAACCAAGAUUUGAGCAUCUUGCAUCAAGACGAUGGCUCAUCCAAGAACAAGAGGGGCGUUCUGCCAAAGCAUGCCACCAGUGUGAUGCGAUCCUGGCUCUUUCAGCACAUAGGGCAUCCCUACCCAACAGAAGAUGAGAAAAAACAGAUUGCUGCUCAGACAAAUUUGACACUACUCCAAGUUAACAACUGGUUCAUCAAUGCUAGAAGACGAAUUCUUCAGCCGAUGUUGGAUUCUAGUUGUUCAGAAACUCCAAAAACAAAGAAGAAAACUGCGCAGAACAGACCGGUGCAGAGGUUUUGGCCGGACUCCAUAGCAUCCGGAGCCUCACAGCCACCGCCCAGCGAGCUCGCCAUGCCGGAAGGAGCUGUUGUGACGAUCACCACGCCCGUGAGCAUGAACGUGGACAGCCUCCAGUCCCUGUCCUCAGACGGCGCCACCCUGGCCGUGCAGCAGGUCAUGAUGGCGGAGCAGAGCGAGGACGAGUCCGUGGACAGCCCCGGGGCUGGCGGGGCCGCGCUCACCCCCACCCACAUCAGCGGGCUGGUUCUGGAGAACAGCGACUCCCUGCAAAACCAUGGCCACUGUGGCAGCAGAUUGUUCCCGAGGGCUGCCCACACUGGGUCAGCUUGGAUGCGGCAUGUCAGGGUUCGAAUUGGCCUGAAUUCAGCUUAUGUGCCCAACGACAAGGCGUGGGCCUCUGCAGCUGAAGGGGCGUCUUAGCCCUAAGCUCUUGUCACUGCCUUCAGGGGCUAGGGCAAAGGUCAUUUAGAGAGAGUGCAGGCAUGGACAGGCGCAGCCAGUGGUUUUAUUAACAUCCUCCCCAUUUAACCACCUGCAUGGCUGUUUGGGUCAUAAAACAACUGCCCGGUGCCCUGGUUGUCAUUUUCCUCCUUAUCAACACCCGUUUUCCAGGCAUCGGAGAGAACCUGUGAAAGUACCUCUUCACUGAAUUUUCACUGUAACAGACAGAUCCUUUGUUGUCCAGUUCUUUCCUUAGGAAGGAUGCUUUUGAAUGUUUUGAGAUCCCAGGUAAGCAUGUUGUCCCUGCUGCUCAGCUGUUGAGCAGAUAGCUGGCCGGCUUUGCUGCACCCAGACAACUCCAACUGAUGGACUAACCCAGCUUCCAGCCUUCGGUUCCAGAUGGCAAGUUACGUUCCAGCACUUACUCCAUAUGCGAAGGAAUCGGUUCUGUGUCACCCUUGGGUGACUUGACUCUGACCUGUGUGAAAAGUGCUGAAGCACAUUUUUUUUUUUUUUUCAAACUUAGACAUACCUGGAAGGUGUGACAGGCCCGUUUUUGGCAGUUAGUGACAGAAAUGACUCAGCAAUCUUCCUUUGUUUUAGUUAUGUUUGGUCUAUGAAUGACAAUCUUUAAAACGUGAAUACUGUAACUAUGUUUUCUUGGAUUGUUGUCUUGAAAAGGGAUUUUUGUGAAGCAAUUGAUUUAUCAAAGCAAAAAAAUUAAAAAUGGAAACACUUUA